Polyodon spathula (Mississippi paddlefish) is the source of this 2850-nucleotide messenger RNA. RefSeq names its product rap1 GTPase-activating protein 1-like. Gene Ontology annotation, cellular component: cytoplasm. Gene Ontology annotation, molecular function: GTPase activator activity. NCBI's taxonomy places the organism in Eukaryota, Metazoa, Chordata, Actinopteri, Acipenseriformes, Polyodontidae. The record is from RefSeq and is a predicted model, not a curated record. Bases 276 to 2540 code for a protein of 754 amino acids. The transcript is spliced from 23 exons. Gene Ontology annotation, biological process: activation of GTPase activity; regulation of small GTPase mediated signal transduction.
CACACAGACACAGUCUAGAAAAUCCUGUACUGUCUACUGUCAGAGUUCAGCAGUCAUGGAAUGGUGUAGCAUGGUAAGAUUCUGGCUGCCAGGGAGAAUUAAUUUCAAUGAAGGAAUUACAGAGUACCUUUGAGAAUUUAGGGCUUCAUAUCAGGACUGUCCCCGGGAACUUUUCUUUUUUAAAUGCUCAUCUAACAGCCAGAAGGAUUUUACAGUGGAAGUUGGUGAUAAUCUCCCAUUUGAUUUGAAAUAUAUAUUUUUUUUUUUUAUCCAAAAUGGCAAAGUGUCACCUUUUGCACUUAAGCCCUUGUGCAUUACGGAGAAAUCAUUUGGAACAGGCAAGGUCCCCUGAAGAUAAUACUGAUUUGUUUGAAAUGAUUGAAAAGAUGCAGGGCUGCAGAAUGGAUGAACAAAGAUGUACUCUCCCACCUACACUUAAAACUGAAGACGACUACAUACCUUACCCCAGUGUGCAUGAGGUCCUGGCCCGCACAACCCCAUUUCCCCUCAUUCUCCUGCCCCAGUUUGGGGGUUACUGGAUCGAAGGGACCAACCAUGACUUAAACAGCCCUCCCGAGAUAGAGCAGCUGCUGUCCCCGACCGCUCGCAUCAAGCUGGAGUGCAACACCACCGCCAAGCUGUUUAGGAAGCACUUUCUCGGCAAGGAGCAUUUUAAUUUCUACUCCACGGACAGCACCCUGGGACACCUGGUCUUCUCAAUGAAGUACGAUGUGAUUGGGGACCAGGAGCACCUGCGUCUGCUCCUGCGAACUAAACUGAAAACGUACCACGAUGUCAUUCCAAUAUCCUGCCUCACUGAGUUUCCCAAUGUUGUACAAAUGGCAAAGCUCAUUUGUGAAGACGUGAAUGUCGACAGAUUUUAUCCUGUCUUGUACCCCAAGGCUUCACGACUGAUUGUUACUUUUGAUGAGCAUGUCAUCAGCAACAACUUCAAGUUCGGAGUCAUCUAUCAGAAAUUUGGACAGACAAGUGAAGAGGAGCUCUUUGGAAACAGUGAGGAGAGUCCGGCCUUCGUCGAGUUUCUGGAGCUGCUGGGGCAGAAGAUUGAACUCCACGAUUUCAAAGGUUUUCGUGGAGGUCUGGACGUGGCACAUGGGCAGACUGGCACAGAGUCUGUAUACUACAACUUCAGAAACAAAGAGAUCAUGUUCCACGUGUCGACCAAGCUGCCGUACACCGAGGGAGACACGCAGCAGCUGCAGAGGAAGAGGCACAUAGGAAAUGACAUUGUGGCCAUAGUGUUCCAGGAUGAGAGCACGCCGUUCGUGCCGGACAUGAUCGCGUCCAACUUCCUGCACGCCUACGUCGUGGUACAGGUGGUGAACCCCUGCUCCGAGAACACACUCUAUAAGGUGUCUGUAACCGCCCGAGACGAUGUGCCUUUCUUUGGACCUGCAUUACCGAACCCGGCCAUUUUCAAAAAGGGACCAGAGUUCCAUGAGUUCUUGCUGACGAAGCUGAUCAACGCAGAGUAUGCUUGCUACAAAGCUGAGAAGUUUGCAAAGCUAGAGGAGCGCACGCGGACCGCCCUUCUUGAGACUCUAUACGAAGAAAUGCACAUCAACAGUCAGUCAAUGAUGGGCAUCGGGGGAGAGGACGACAAGAUGGAGAAUGGGGCAGCAGGGGGAGGGGGCUUCUUCGAGUCCUUCAAGCGGGUGAUCCGCAGUAGAAGCCAGUCAAUGGACGCCAUGGGCCUCAGUAACAAGAAGCAAAACACAGUCUGCACUAGUCACAGCGGGAGCUUUGCCCACAGUGCACCCGAGACCCCCAAAUCACCUGGGAUAUCAUUGCUUGUGCCAGGGAAAAGCCCCAGUAAAUUUGGACGCCGCGGCAGUGCCAUUGGCAUAGGAACUAUAGAAGAGUCCUUGAUUAUCCCGGGGAAGAGUCCAACCAGGAAGAAGUCUGGUCCCUUCAGCUCUCGCCGGAGCAGCGCCAUUGGGAUUGAAAACAUCCAAGAGGUGCAGGAGAGGAGCAGGGAAUGUUCCCCGAGUACCCAGAAGGCAGCGGACAGUGGUCACAUAUCCCAGGAACCCAAGUCGGAUUCAUCCAAUCAGAGUUCACCUGAGAUGCCCACAACCAAGAACAGCUAUUCUGUGUAUUGCAGAGCUGCCUCCAUCCCCGAGGCCAAUGACCUGUCUCGCUCCUCAUCCAACGCUAGCAGCUUCGCCAGUGUGGUGGAGGAGAACGAAGUCCUUGAGGAAUACGACACUGGAAUGGAGAGCCUGUCGUCCGCUGGGACCCCUCACAAACGGGACUCCUUCACCUAUAGCCCCUGGCUCGAGGACAGUAUCAGCAGUGCCAGCGCAGCCAGCGGAGGGAAUUCACCAGUGCCAGCGCGCUGCCCCCAGCCCGACUCGGGGAAACCAGCAGAGCCCUCGAGACCCGAGAUCCGGAUCAAACUUGAGAAGCCCCAUGAGCAGACGUCAUCGCAUUCCCAUAAGAAACACAAAAUCAAGGAGCUGAGACGAGCACGGAUGUUUGCCACGACGGACGACGGCAGCCAGCCGCCUGGGUUCUGAAGAGCUACAACCAUCACUGCGAUAGAAGUAUGACGUACAUCCUCCGGGUCACACAGCAAAGGUGCCGGGAGGCACAGGACUCUGAACUUGUAACUAGAAUCCUCAUUCCACUGACCACGUGACAUACCACAUUCCCAGCAGCCCUUGCAGACUCUGCCAAGGGGCCCGCCUCGAGUCAAGAAGGACCUGAUUUGCACUGUGUUCAUGUUUGUUUGUUGUUUGUUUAUUUAUCAGUUUUAUUUAACACUCUGCCCUACUAAAGCUUUUGUCUGUAUAACUAAUGGACCAAGUGAUAAAAAAUAGAAACAGA